GUUGUGGUGAUCGCUCCUAGUCGCAAAGUAUAAGGUAGGACAGCCGCAGCCUUUCUAAUCCAUCUUCUGUCUCUGUUCGAUCCCUUUCACAUCCUAUCCUAUUCACACCUACGUAGACCCCUAUCAGCUUUUUGUUAUAUCAAAUUCCGUCUUUCCCAUGAUGACUUCCACCCACACCAAAAUCCAAGAAGCCGCAGGCAGAAACGCGCAGCUCCUACAAGGCUUGCAUGAAACCGACGCCGCACCCUCCCAGCUCCAGCAACAGGACGCCUACAUCAAAGAUCUCGACUCUCAGACCCUCACUACUACACAACGGGUCAAUGACCUCAAGCAGAAGACUGCAGCCGAGUUAAAAGAGCACGAAAAAUAUAGGGACUCGUCAGUCCGUCGUUUCGCCCACAAAGCUUCCGGACGCAAAGACAAGUUCGCCGAAAAAGCCGCGAAAGAAGAAAAGGACUACUUCGACGCCGUUCAGUCGCAGAAAGCCGCCGAAGAUGAGUUAGCAUACGUCAGACAGCUCAAAGCAGAGGCCGACAUCCGAAGAUCCCAAAUCGAACAGCAGGCACACCGCCACAUCCAGCUACAACAAGAAUUAGAUGCGCUGUAUAACUCGAUAUUCGCAGGCCACACGCCCGAAUUUCCAGAUGAAGACCGCAAAGAAGACGCAUGCAACGCCGCACAUUACAAUCUCCAACAGCUGAACCAGCGCCUGGAGCGAGAACGCCACACCCUCUUCCUCUUAGGCCAAACCGUGCAGAAACUCUCCGAAGCAAGAAACUCACUCGACAGCGCAUACGGCAUGUCGCAGUAUGACCUCUUUAGCAGCGGAGCCAUGGCGUCGAUGCAGAAACGCAACCACCUCGAGCGCGCCGAGUCAUCCAUCCAGCAGGUUCGCAUGCUACAAGAACAGAUCCAACAAGUCGCGCCAGAGCUUCCUUCCCUGGGCGAGUUGCGAAUUGCCAUGGGGAGUAUAUGGAGCGAUGUCGUGUUUGAUAAUAUCUUCACCGAUAUGCAGAUGCAUGACCAGAUCAAGGCGAGUAUGCAGCAGGUGGACCGUGCGGGCAAUAGAUGCAGCGAUAUCAUUAGGGAGCGCGAGCGUAGUGAGCAGAGUCUAAGGGGCCAGGUACAGCAGGCCAAUGAGCGACUGCAACAUGCUCGACUCGAGCUGCAACAGGCUAGGGAGGGUGCGUUCACAAAGGUACUUGGAGGCGGGCAGGUGUCCUCGGCGGGAAUUGGGAAUCCGCUCUCUAGUGAUAUGCCACCGAGCUAUGCUCCACCAGCAUAUGCUCCACCGGGUUAUUCGGCGUGAGACCUCUGUGCUCCGCUUUUAGAGGACUGGUAGGAGAUUACACUUGUCGGGUCGGGCACGGCGAAUCUGAUGAGUUUCUACAAGGUCGCGGAUUCUAUCUAGGGAAUACAACCUAUGUAGGUUCAACACGAGGAAUGACUAGAACAACUCUGUUCGCUUUCUGAUACUUUAAUUACCGGUGAAGUCUUACAGCUCGAGUGGUCGCAGCUCGAUCUACGAGUAACAUGCAAUACUAGAAAGCAUUGCACACUGGAUAGUCUAA
Cucurbitaria berberidis CBS 394.84 is the source of this 1571-nucleotide messenger RNA. RefSeq lists its product as uncharacterized. The coding region runs from base 158 to 1309 and encodes 383 amino acids. The transcript has a single exon. NCBI's taxonomy places the organism in Eukaryota, Fungi, Ascomycota, Dothideomycetes, Pleosporales, Cucurbitariaceae. The record is from RefSeq and is a predicted model, not a curated record.